AUGUGCUACAAAGUACAGUGCAAGCAAUGCAAAAGGUAUUCCUGGGGUGGGUGUGGCAAGCACCUCACCACCGUUUAUGCGAGCAUAGAUAAGGGAAAUCAUUGCAUGUGCAAGUCAUGGCCGGGUGUUGUCGUCCCGGUGGAGGAAACAGCUACCGAGCAACAACCAUCUGGCGGAGCUUCAUCAGCUUCAGCUACCACCACUGCAGGAUCAAGGCAUCAGGGACGGUAUUAUGUGUUUAGGAAAGAGGAAGAUGCCCUCGAAUGGGUAGAACCAGGAACUGUAGCACUUGUAGUAAUAUUCUCAAUUCUCAAAAGGAAACAACAAGUCACCAAAGCACGUGAAUGGAGAACACAGAGGGGCUCCAUUAGUCUUCUUCUGCAAGACAAUUAUCCGCCUCACCCUUAG
This is a messenger RNA of Dovyalis caffra, 408 nucleotides long. The record is from the annotation of a GenBank genome assembly. NCBI's taxonomy places the organism in Eukaryota, Viridiplantae, Streptophyta, Magnoliopsida, Malpighiales, Salicaceae.